Molecule: messenger RNA, 2649 nt
Organism: Rosa chinensis
Lineage: Eukaryota; Viridiplantae; Streptophyta; Magnoliopsida; Rosales; Rosaceae
Exons: 4
Coding region: 1-2649 (882 amino acids)
Source: RefSeq, a predicted model, not a curated record
AUGUUAUAUUGGAAAGAGCACUCCGAAGCUACUUCUUGUUGUAUUUGUAGCACAAGUCGGUACAUUAAAGGGGCAGCUGAAGAUGGAACAUCUGCUAAAAAGAUAGCAGCAAAAGUACUUCGCUAUUUUCCACUAGGACCAAGAUUACAACGGUUGUAUAUGUCUCGGCACACAGCCGAGUCAAUGAUAUGGCAUUCUACAAAAAGACCAAGAGAUGGUUUUCUUCGUCACCCAGCCGAUUCUCCUGCUUGGUCAAAGGUAGAUGAGCUAUAUCCUAAUUUUGGAAAUGAGAGUCGUAAUGUACGUUUGGGUUUGGCUAGUGAUGGGUUCAACCCGUUUGGCAAUAUGAGUACAUCACAUAGCACUUGGCCGGUUGUUAUGUCUGUGUAUAAUCUUCCACCUUGGAUGUGCAUGAAGCAACCAUACAUGAUGUUAUCUUUACUCAUUCCCGGACCCAAAGGGCCUGGUAAUGAUAUCGACGUUUACUUGCAACCUUUAGUGGAAGAGCUAAAGAAUUUAUGGAAUGAAGGGAUUCAUACAUAUGAUGCCUUUACUAAGAGUACAUUUACAAUGCGUGCAGCCGUAUUAUGGACUAUAUCAGAUUUCCCGGCUUAUGCCAUGUUGUCUGGUUAUAGUACUAAAGGCUAUAAGGCAUGUCCUGUUUGCAUGGAAGAAACUGAUUCUAUUAGACUGCAUCAUGGAAAUAAAGAAUGUUUUAUGGGGCAUCGACGAUGGUUACCUAUUGAGCACAAAUAUCGGAGGUGGCGAAAUAGCUUUAAUGGUCUCCCAGAGCAUCGUGGUAGACCAACAGUAAUGUCAGGAACUGAUUGCCUUAGAGCUUUGAGUGGGUUGAGGUUUCAAUUUGGGAAGGGAAAAAUACCUGCAAAGGUUCGAAAACGAUCACGGUCAUCAACAUUGCAGCAAGAGCCAGUCAAAGGAAAUUGGAGGAAAAAAAGUAUAUUUUUUGAUCUGCCAUAUUGGGAGCAUUUGCUCUUACGCCACAAUCUCGAUGUUAUGCACAUCGAAAAAAAUGUCACAGAUAGUGUGGUUGGUACAUUGCUUGGGAUGAAAUGGAAGAACAAGGAUAGUGCAAAAGCUCAUGAAGACAUGGUACUUUUGAAUGUGAAAAAGGGUCUUCACCCUAUAUCACCAGGUGGAAGAUAUCCUCCAGCUAUUUUCAACUUAAAAAAUAUGGAGAAGACCACUAUCUGCAAGGUAUUACAUUCAAUACAUCCACCAGAUGGAUUUUGCUCAAAUAUUAGUAAUUGUGUUCGUGUUGAAGAAAGGACUUUGGUGGGACUUAAAAGUCAUGACAAUCACAUUCUUAUGCAACAUCUUCUUCCGGUUGCCAUUCGUCGUGCCAUUAGUUGUAAGGUCUUAACCACGGUCUUGUUGGAAUUAAGCUCAUUCUUCAGACAAUUAUGCACCAAGGUGGGAUCAGCUGAUUAUUAUGCAAAUUUGUCUCGUCAAAUUGCUUUAGCUCUUUGCACACUAGAGGCUAUCAUGCCACCGGCAUUUUUCGACGUCAUGGAACACCUACCAAUUCACUUGGCUGAUGAAGCUGCUAUAGCUGGUCCGGUUCAAUACCGCUGGAUGUAUCCCAUUGAGAGGUAUCUGUUCACAUUAAAAAAAUAUGUGAGAAACAAAAAUCUUCCAGAAGGAUGUAUCGCUGAGGGAUACAUAAUAGAAGAGUGUCUUUCAUUUUGUGUCAUGUAUCUAUCAGAUGGAGUAGAUUCUAAAAGAACAAGAAUAGGUCGUAACGCCGAUGACCCGAACAAUGUCCCAAGGUUGGGAUUGCCAGUCUUUGAUAAAAAAGGGCGUGCUCUAGAGAAACCACAUGAGUUCAAGUUAACUAAAGAGGAUUUGCUGCGAGCUCAUACACAUGUUCUCAUCAACUGUCCAGAGAUCAAAUCUUAUCUAAAAGAACAUGUGGAAAGAGAAAAAAGUAAAAGAGGUCGCCGGUCAUGUCAAGAUUCUGAGAGACUGGCAAACUUAUCAUUUGCUGCAUACUUCAAGAACCUUAUAGAGACAAAGGUUCGGAAUGGUGAUAGAGGUAUCGACCCUGAUGUUAGAGCAUUAGCUGCAGGCCCUAAUGAAACUGUUGGGAGAUACAAGAAAUAUGUCAUCAACGGAUUUCGCUUUCAUGUGAAGUCUCUGGACACCGGAUCCAAUGCUCAAAAUAGUGGAAUAUUUGUUAAUGCCGGAUCUAACUGUUACGCUACUGCUGAUGACCAUCGACCAAGAGAUGGAAUGCUUGACUACUAUGGGAUAUUAACAGAUAUCAUAGAGCUUGACUAUCACAGUGGUAGAAAAGUGUUAUUAUUUGAUGGUGAUUGGAUUGAUAACCGGACAGCUAAUCGAGGGAUAAAGAAGGAUGAGUAUGGAUUCUUAUUAGAAAACUUUAAUCACUUGCUUCCUAAGCCAGACACUUUAGUAUUUGCCUCACAAACAUUACAGGUAUUUUAUGUAAAGUGUCCUGUUGAGUUGGAUUGGGAUGUGAUUGUGAGGACAAGACCGAGAGAUUAUUUUGACAUGGGGGCAGACUUAUCACCUGAGCCAUAUGCACAUCAGGAACUACAUAAUGGAGAUGAUGAUGGCGAGGACAUGACUAUUCCGAGAACGGAUAUGCCAGACAUUGCGUUGGAUUAG